GGCUGGCAACAGGGAUCUCUGAAGGAUCCCAGAAGGCCCCUGAGGUGCUAAAACAAAGAAAGCACAGACACAGGAGACAAGUGGCUGAAGAGAGUCACCAUCAGCAUCCAAAGCAGCUCCCAAGUGUUGGUGAAACUACUAGAGGGAGACUGUUAAAUCAUGAAGCUCAUUGCCAUCCUUCUCCUUUGCUCCAGACUGCUACCGAGUUUAACCCAGAAGUACCACUGGGAAGAAAUCGACUGCAAUGAUGAGGAUGUAUUUAAGGCUGUGGACUCAGCUCUGAAGGAAUAUAACAGUGGAAGCAAAAGUGGCAACCAGUUUGUGUUAUACCGCGUAACCGAAGUCAACAAGACGGAUGACCAGGAAACAUUCUAUUCCAUCAAGUACCAGAUCAAGGAGGGAGACUGUCCUGUUCAAAGUGACAAAACGUGGCAGGACUGUGACUACAAGGAAGCUGAGCAGGCUGCCACAGGAGAAUGCACUGCAAUUGUGGGGGAAAGAGCAAAUAAUCUGUCUGUGGCUACCCAGACCUGCCAGAUCACUCCAGCCAAGGGCCCUGUGGUGACAUCCCAGUAUGACUGCCUUGGCUGUGUGCACCCCCUCUCAACUGCCAGCCCGGGCUUGGAACCUGUCCUGAGACACGCCAUUCAACAUUAUAACAACCACUCUCACCAUUCCCACCUCUUUGCCCUGAAAGAAGUGAAACAGGCCCACAGACAGGUGGUGGCUGGAUGGAAGUAUGAAGUUACUUACUCAAUUGAACAAACUAAUUGUUCCAAGGAGAAUUUUCUAUUCUUAACUCCAGACUGCAAGUUCCUUCUGAAUGGGGAUACUGCUGAAUGUACAGAUCAUGCAUACAUGGAUCUUCAGCUAAGAAUUUCUUCCUUCUCACAGAAGUGCAAUCUUCAUUCAGGGGUGGAUUCUGAAGUACGCUGCCUGGGCUGCCCCAGUAAGAUCCCUGUUGACAGCCCACAACUGCAGGGGCCUCUGAAACAUUCCAUCACAAAGCUUAAUGCAGAGAAUAAUGGUACUUUCUAUUUCAAGAUUGACACUGUGAAGAGAGCAACAGCACAGGUGGUGGCUGGAAUGAAAUAUUCUAUUGAGUUCACCGCCAAGGAAACCACAUGUUCCAAGGAGAGUAAUAAAGAGCUGACUGAAGAUUGUGAGAUCAAUUUACUUGGAGAAAUUCUAAGCUGCACUGCUGAGGUUUAUGAGGUACUAUGGUUGAACAAAACUGAAUCUACUAUCAAGUGCCGACCACUACAAAAGGCCUUAGUGCUGAGAAGACCUCCAGGUUUUUCACCUUUUCGAUCAGUAUUACAAGUGGACCCAACAAAGGAAGUAACAACUUUAAGUCCACCCCACACUUUCAUGGCACCUGAACAAGAUGAAGAGCAGGAUUCAGAAAAAGAACAAGGACACAUGCGGGAACGUGGCUGGGGCCGUGAAAAGAAAAUAAAACAUGGCCUUGGCCUUGUCCUUCGCCAUAAACAUGAGCAUAACCAAGGCCAUGGUCACCAAAGGGGACAUGGUCUUGGCCAUGGACAUCAACCACAACAUGUCAAUGGUCAUGGACACCAACGGGAACAUGACUAUAAUCUUGAAUACCAAGGGAGGCAUGGUCUUGGCCAUGGCCAUCAGCAGGAACAUGGCCUAGCCCGUGGACAUAAACAUGAUCAUGGUAAUAGCCAUACAAAACAUAAAAAUAAAAGAAAAAAUAAUGGAAAGGACAAUGAUAUGGGAACAAGGCAUUGGGCAAGUUCUUCUGAAGACAGUACUACAUCCACACAAACACAUGAAAAGACAGGAAGGUCAACACCCCUUCCUUCCCCAGCCCAGCCAGGUGUAGUUACCUUUUCUGACUUUCAGGACUUAGAUCUCAUUGCAGCCACAAUGACUAAUAAUAUACCACCAACUCCCACACUGACUGAUGAUGCUUGGAUCCCUGAAAUCCACAUACAGCCAAAAAGCCUUUCAUUUAACCUGAUACCUGAUUUUCCAGAAACCAGCUCCCCAAAAUGUCCUGGACGCCCCUGGAAGCCACUUAGUGGAGUGAAUCCAACUGUAGAAAUAACAGACUUUCAUGAUUUUGAUCUCUCUGGUGCUCUUUAUUAAUGUAUGCAGCCAUGGGGGUUUCUUUAACACUUCACCAUCCCCUUUCCCCAUUGUCCAAAUACCCCACUGUAAUGCACCAAAAACCAUAAAGCUUCAGAACAGCCUAGAGAGAAGUGGUGAGACACCCAAUGGGGACACAUCAGUUCCUAUGCACAACAUGAAACUGUGUGCAGCAUUCUAAACCCUUUCUGAGUCUUCCCCACAGGUUUUCUUAACUAGCACAGAAAAUGGGCAACCAAAUGUGCCUUGUGGCUUACUGCAAUUUACUUUUCUAAUAACAAAUGUGUACAUUAGAAUGAUAUUGGUCUUCAUACAAAGAUUCUUACCAUUUUGAAUAAACUGUGGCAUCUGGUCCCUGAACACCUGUGAAGUAAAGUCAAGAGACAGAAUGCUGAACUUCUGAAUACGAGAAAAAUAAUCAUAAAAAGCACUAGAAGUCAAGGAGGAACAAAGAAGAAAGGCUGAUAUAAACUAAUUGACUUCCUGUUUCCAUAAUGGCCUAGUUAUAUCAAAGAGUCACUCCCACUUGACGAAGUUACUCUGAUAAUUCUCUUUCUGACUGAGAGUGUUUCUCAUAAGCCAGUAAUUUCUGUUACCUGGUUAACUACUCUUUGCAACAUGGUUUUCAACUAGAAAUUCUCUGUGUGUUUAUGUGUUGCUGAGGCUGGUAUGAAUACUCCUUAGUUUUUAGCAGCUAUGCAUUGAAUGAAAAGAGGGAAAGCAGAGGAGGUAAGAUAGAGGCAGGCUUGUGAAGGGAAUCAUUCCUAGUAAUUGCCAGGGGAACACCAUGAGAUGUGUGAUGCAACGUUUGUUCAGAAAAUUUGGCAGGUGUUGCCUCUCCACCCACACUCUACCAUCGAAUCAUCUUCUUUCUACAACAGUAGAAAGCACUGAUUUUGGCAAAAAAAAAGUACAGUAUUAUUAUGUUUAAUAUCUUUAAUGUGAGGGAGGCACAUAUUUUAAAAUACUUGCUGUGUUUUGCCUGGGGAAACAAGAUCUGGCUUUAAUCAACUACAGUUGCCUGUGGAUGCAUGUGUCCCUGCCACUUCAACUCAUGGAAUGAUUUGAGCCUCUGAGUUUUUAUUUCACUUCCAAUAUUAUCUGUAUUUUUCAAUAAAGAACCAGUGAUGCCAGGAAAAAGUCUCAUUUUGUCAAGUGGUGCUUUUCUUUUAGUGAAUGAUAACAUCAGAUUAACAGAAUUUUAAUAUACUUACAGAACCAACUCAGUCAUUGCGAGUACAAGGGCUGACCUCCUGAGGCAGAGCCAACAUCUCAGAGUGAGGUCUCUUGACCAGUGGGCAGAAUGUCCAUGCCUGGCACAAUAGCCCCAACAACCAACCUGUCAGCAGCCUUGCAUGGAAAGAUAAGAAAGUGGGAGAGAAUGCAGUUGAGAAGAAUGCCACUUUAUCAUUCUGUUUCUGGAUGAAAUAAAGUUUGAUCUUGAUGUUCUGA
Messenger RNA from Artibeus jamaicensis (Jamaican fruit-eating bat), 3567 nucleotides. Its product is annotated as kininogen-1. The record is from RefSeq and is a predicted model, not a curated record. NCBI's taxonomy places the organism in Eukaryota, Metazoa, Chordata, Mammalia, Chiroptera, Phyllostomidae. Gene Ontology annotation, cellular component: blood microparticle; extracellular region. Gene Ontology annotation, molecular function: cysteine-type endopeptidase inhibitor activity. Gene Ontology annotation, biological process: negative regulation of blood coagulation; positive regulation of cytosolic calcium ion concentration; negative regulation of endopeptidase activity. The coding region runs from base 160 to 2115 and encodes 651 amino acids. The transcript has 10 exons.